AUGGCUCCGGUCAAAUCCAUGGACGCAGCACUCUGGAACCGCGAGAAGGACGACAUAGCUACGACGACCACGCCUGAAGCCGUCUCUGCCAGAUCAGUGAGGCAAGACUUUCGACAUAUGGGUAUGAGCGAAGAACCCCAUCCUGCUGCUGAGUGGACAAGUCUACGGAAACCACCUAAGAGUGCAAUGAAGGAAGUCAGGUUCCGGUCCAAAGGCAAAGGAACGAUAAGACCAACAGAAACGGCAGACAGCGCCGACUCGGAUAUCUCAAGCUCUGCGUACGAUGCUGAUACUCAGAAAACCAACGUCCCUCUGUCAUCUGAUGCAUCGAGAGAAGACGAGCCCGAGAGCAUAUGGAGCUCCGCAGUGUCUAGACGCUACGGCAGCUCGGAAGAAUCUGUCACGCCAAUCCCGACCCAGCCGCUCAUGAAGGAAGACGAACCGAAGGAUCGAGUUGAUGCAGCCGACAAGAAUACUGCAGAAGGAAGCGAGAGAACGAAGUCGAGGAGCGAAGAAAGCCCUGCCACUAUUGCACGACUGAGUCGUAAGAGCAUCGUGGUGGCAGGCAAGAAGGGCAUCGCAAGGAUUUUGCCUAAGAAGAAGGUGAAGCCGCAGUAUUGA
Molecule: messenger RNA, 621 nt
Organism: Fulvia fulva
Lineage: Eukaryota; Fungi; Ascomycota; Dothideomycetes; Mycosphaerellales; Mycosphaerellaceae
Exons: 1
Coding region: 1-621 (206 amino acids)
Source: RefSeq, a predicted model, not a curated record